Messenger RNA from Fasciola hepatica (liver fluke), 825 nucleotides. The record is from the annotation of a GenBank genome assembly. Lineage: Eukaryota; Metazoa; Platyhelminthes; Trematoda; Plagiorchiida; Fasciolidae.
AUGUCUACACUACAUCAUACAGAGUCCGAUGACGUACGCAAUUCGAAAAUUAAUAGCGUAAAUACAUCUGAAGUGCUUCCUGCUGGUGUCCCUCUGCAUGCCUUUGGGUCGAUUGAAAGUAAUGAUGGACUCAGCUUAACCCGUCAAGAAAUCAAUCGCCUUAUAUUGGAAUAUCUCGUAGUCGAGGGUUACAAAGAUGCAGCUGAGAAAUUUAGUCGUGAAACCGGUAUUACAGAACCGCUCACUGAGAUGCGUAUUUCCGGAGAAAGCUUGGUGGAUCGAAUGUGGAUCCGUGAGGCGGUAUUGAGGCGGAAUAUAGCGGAAGUGAUAGAGAAGGUAAACUCCUUGUGGCCCGAGUUAUUUGACAAGAACCCGUUCAUUUAUUUCCAGCUUCGACAGCUACAGAUGCUGGAGCUUAUCCGCAAUCACAAACUGGAAGAUGCUCUUAUAUUCGCGCAGUCAUACCUGGCUGAUCCGGUCGCCAAACGACUUUCUGAUCACCCGCAACUACUGAACGAAAUGCAAAAUACAAUGGCUCUCUUGGCAUUUGACGACCCAGCUCAGAGUAUCUACGGUUGUUUACUUGGUCCUCAGCACGCAGAACUCGUGGCUGGUGCAUUAAAUCGAGCUAUUUUGAGGCACAUAGAAGCUUCGGGGGAUGAUUUGGAUGGUAUAGAUGAAGGAAAAACUUCAGCUACAGCCAAUACAAUCGGCUACUCUGGUACCUCGUCAACUGUCCCAAGAUUGACUAAAAUGAUGGCUAUGCUCUUGCAUUUUCGCGAAUUGGCUCAAUUGGAACUGCCAGCUGAACUGGCUUCUUUAUGA